UAUUAUUGUGAAUCACCCUUAAACACUUGACAUUUCUCAAAAUAUUGCACAACAUUUCUUAACUGUUUUUGUGUUUAUUUUAUAGUUAAGCGUAUUGUUUAUUACAUUAGUAUCAUUUAGAGUUUAAAGAGCAACGAAUAAAAACAGAAUGUCGUGCCCUUGGGCUAAAAUUGAGAAACCCGAACCUGUUAACUUCGAAGACAUCAUGUCUGAAGAGGUAGCAAGAGAUUUGCAGGCAAAAGAAGAAAAAAAAUCUUUUAAAAACGUGGAAACAACCGAAGAAGUGAAAACCAUGAAGAGUGAAGAAAAUAUUCCCGUUGAUGUGCUGAAAGCCAUUUCGAGCGAAACCUAUGAAUCAGACGAGAUGAUUGCAAAAAUGCUUCAGAUGCAGUUUAAUAAAGAGUACGACGAUAAUUUACAACGUACCGCAGAAAAGUAUAAUGGGGGUUCCAAAGUUUCAGUAUCUUUCGAGAAUUAUAAGAGAGCCCCAUAUUCUUUUGAUUUCGAAUCUGACUCGGAGGAAGAAGAAAUAACGGACAUAUUGGACCGAAAAGACUGGGACAGAUUCGACGACGUUCUGCGUAAAUACAACGACAUCCCGAAAACCGGGUACAAAGUAAAUCCAGACGGCAGCAUUGUCACAAAACACGACGUCGACAUGAACGGAAGAAAAAACGCGUGCAAGCUGCUCGCGUUUCCCCCGGAAUUUUGCACGGGUGACGGCGAAGACUUCGACCUGAAAAUAUCGAACAAAGUUUUCAACAGCCUCAAAAUGCACUCGAAAAACGAGCAGGCGCGCAGACAUAAAUUUCACGACAAAAAGGAGGAUCAAGCCACCGCUGAAUUCGGAAUGGACGAAUACACGCAGCUCAUUUUGUACAAGAUGAUCAACAGGGCUCUGCUGGACCAAGUCAACGGCAUCAUCAGCAUAGGCAAAGAGGCCGUGAUCAUACACGCGGACGGCGACAGCACCAACGAGAAAGUCCAAGUGCCGAAGGAAUGCGCCAUUAAAGUGUUCAAAACGACUCUGAGCGAGUUCAAACAGCGGGAUAAGUACAUAAAAGACGACCAUAGGUUUAAAAAUCGUAUUGGGAAUUUGGAGGCGAGGAAGACUGUGAAUUUGUGGGCUCAAAAGGAGAUGGCGAACUUGAUAAGGCUCAAAAGGGCCGGUAUACCUUGCCCCGACGUUGUCGAAUUGAAAAAACACGUUUUGGUUAUGUCGUUUAUCGGCGAGAAUCAUAGAGCCGCUCCCAAGUUGAAAGAUACCAAAUUGACGGAUGCUGAAUACAUAGUCGCCUAUGAACAGAUAAUAGAGGACAUGAAAUCUUUGUACCAAAAAGCGAAUUUGGUUCACGCAGAUUUAUCCGAAUACAACAUUUUGUACCACAAAAAAACGUGUUACUUUAUCGACGUCAGUCAAUCCGUGGAACCUUCGCACUUAAAUUCUUUUCAUUUUUUGAUGAGGGACUGCGAAAAUAUCACCAAUUAUUUCACCAAAAAAGGCGUACCAGAAAUGAAGACACCGCAAGAAUUGUUCGAGUACAUAGUCGGUUAUUCCUACGAAGACAGAGUUGCUUUGGAUUUAAUUAUAGAGAACUUUAAGCCAAAACCGCAUUUGGUUGGCAGACCUGGCGUGGAAUCUGGUUACAAUUUCGACAACGCGUGGGAGAAGUCGAAAAACGGGGAACUACCGAAUAUCGACGCAGAAGAAGUUGUUGCUUAGGUUGUUAUUAUUUUGUUGAUUAUGUUUACAGGAA
Brassicogethes aeneus is the source of this 1757-nucleotide messenger RNA. The record is from the annotation of a GenBank genome assembly. Lineage: Eukaryota; Metazoa; Arthropoda; Insecta; Coleoptera; Nitidulidae.